AUGCCUCAGUUGUGCUUUCGUCGAGAAACAGAUGACCGGAACGAGACGUAUUUCGCAGAGAAAUCAAGCAGAAAAGCUACUAAUUCCACAAAAUUAAGUAAGAAUUCUUGUCUAUCAAACUUUGACAAGCUUUUCUGCAAAAAGAAAUACUAUGACAAGCUUCCCCAUCAUCUCAAGUCUUGCUUAGAUUACAUGUUCAUCGUUAAAUUUUGUAAAAAACAUGAACUGGUUCGGCUUUUGCUGGCCCAAAGUCUAAUACCAGAUAGAGCAGGGGAAAGCAUGGAGGAUGUUGCAGAAAAUAUUAUUGAUGAGUUAGUCGAGUUAGGAAUGCUUGAAGGAUGUCACUUCUUUGAUUAUCUAGAAGUUGUUGAACCCUACCGUAAUUUAUGUCGUGUUGAUGUAAAUGAACACAAAUUUCUGUCUAAAGCUCAGAAUUUACCUGUACAUGCCGUUGUCAAUUUUGACGUGAGCAGCCCUCAGUCUGUUGAUUUUAAAAACCUCAGGAUUUGUAGUCUGUAUUUGGCUGCUCAAAUUAGUUGGGGUUCUCGUCGAGGUCUUUCCCCGGCCUUUAUGAAAGAUAUCUGCAAGUUGCAGUUUUUGGUGAUGCUGAGAAUAUUUGCUGUCAUUGAAUCCAUUCCUGAUGAAGUGGGCAAUUUGGUUAACCUCAAGUAUUUGGAGUUGGCCAUGUGUGUAAAUCUGGAUAAUCUGCCGCGGUUAGGUAAUCUUCUAAAACUUCAAACUCUGGAUCUAUCCUACUCUGGAAGACUACGAGAACUACCGGCGGAUGUGCUGAAACUUCAACAGCUGAGGCACCUUCUACUUGGUGACGUCGAUGAUGUAGGAGUCAGAGUUCCCAAAGGGAUUGGAAAGUUGGCAAAUCUUCAAACAUGCGAAGAUGUGUAUGCUGGAGACGGCAUUGCUAAAGAAUUGGGUACUUUAACCCAACUACGUAGAUUCGGUGCUAACUGUGUCUCUGAAGGUCAUUCUAGUGAGCUAGCUGCAGCUAUUAUGAACAUGGAAAACCUUCUCUCAUUGUCUUUACAAGCAGAGGACGCAUUGGUUGAUGGUGAAUACAGAGGUGUUUUACCUCAAUUUGAAAACUUUUCCCCUCCGCAUCUUGUGCAAGAGCUGAAUUUACGUGGAGCUCUAAUUGAAAUACCCAGCUGGGUUGCUUCCAUGGAGAACCUCACGGGCUUAACUUUAUAUAAAUCUAAUUUAUCACAGGACGAAGUUUCUCUUCUUCAACAUCUUCCCAAAUUAAAAUAUUUGUAUUUACAAGAAGCAUAUAAUGCAAUGAUCAUCGGUAAAGAAUUUUGCGAGGCUGGGGGUUUUCCAAAGCUAGAAACUCUAGAAUUUGUUUCUGAGCAUCUUGUGGAGUGGGCUGAGAUAGUGAACGGAGCUUUUCCGAGUUUAAAGUAUCUGGAAUUUCGUGGAUGUGUGAAUUUUAGGUUUGUUACGGAGGAUUUACGGAAUAUUUCCACGCUUCAAGGACUAACUUUCAGGGCAGUACAUGAAGACCUUGUAAGGCAACUACAAGGCGAAGACAGGUACAAGGUUAAACGAAUUCCAAAAGUGAACUACUUUGGCCUUGAAUAUUAUAGGCGACGGUCAACCUGGGAGAAAUAUGAUUCUUGA
This is a messenger RNA of Mercurialis annua (annual mercury), 1635 nucleotides long. Its product is annotated as disease resistance protein RPM1-like. The transcript has a single exon. NCBI's taxonomy places the organism in Eukaryota, Viridiplantae, Streptophyta, Magnoliopsida, Malpighiales, Euphorbiaceae. The record is from RefSeq and is a predicted model, not a curated record. The coding region runs from base 1 to 1635 and encodes 544 amino acids.